Sorghum bicolor (sorghum) is the source of this 610-nucleotide messenger RNA. RefSeq names its product paired amphipathic helix protein Sin3-like 6. The record is from RefSeq and is a predicted model, not a curated record. Gene Ontology annotation, biological process: negative regulation of transcription by RNA polymerase II. The transcript is spliced from 3 exons. Gene Ontology annotation, molecular function: transcription corepressor activity. Gene Ontology annotation, cellular component: histone deacetylase complex; chromatin. Lineage: Eukaryota; Viridiplantae; Streptophyta; Magnoliopsida; Poales; Poaceae. Bases 21 to 356 code for a protein of 111 amino acids.
UGCGCGAAACCACCGAGGACAUGGGUUUCAGGGGCAAGCUGAAGCUCUCCAGGAAGGAGCAGCACGGUGUGUCCAUGAAGUUCCGAGUCCGUGAUCCGAGGCCAGCGCAGACAAUCCAAGAUGGACUCCGCUUCGUGAAGAACAUGAAGCACGGGCUCGCCGGCCAGCCAGACAAGUACGAUGAGGUCGUCGCCACCAUGCGCCAGUUCAUGUCCGGGAGCAUUUGUACUGCUGAUGUGGUUGAGCGUGUGAAGGUGCUUCUAGAAGGUCACCCUGAUCUCCUCCGUCACUUCAACGAGUUCCUGCCAUGGGGGUACAUAAGGGCUCAUGGACCACUCGGAAGGCUCAGCGUCUGAUCCAGCCAGGGCAGUGAAGCAUGGAUACCUAGCUAUAUAUGCCAAAGCCUAGCUGUUGCUUUCCUUUGCAUGCAUGAAUGAGAUAUGAAUAUCUCUAAGCUGCAGUGGUUGGCCCUACAUCACUGCUACUCUGCAUUAUAUUGGCAGUACGCGUCCUAUGAAGAAUAUAUAAUGCUAAAUAUCAGACCGUAUCUGUCUUGCAUUAUAUCGUGUCUGUGUUUGAUAAUGGUGAAGUCAACUGACAGCAUUCUCUA